AUGGAGUAUCCCGAACUCGAUCUCGACAAGCUCGACCCUAUCAGUCCGCACGAACUGCAGCUUGCCGAUGGCACAGAUCCCGCCCGUCCGACCCUAUUCGCCAUCAAGGGGAUCGUUUUCGACGUGAGCAGGAAUCCCGCUUUCGCGCCGGGGGGAUGUUAUCACGAAUAUGCGGGGAAAGACCCUUCGCAUGCACUGGCUCGAUCAUCCUUCCAAAAGUCGUCGUGCACAGCUGAGUUUCACCACCUCGGGGAGCAAGAGCAGACGAUUCUCAAUGAGUGGUUUGAGUUCUAUAAGAAGCGGUACAGGAUUGUGGGGAAAGUGUCAUGUGACAGCCAGAGUGAUCAGUCUUGCUGUGAGGCUCUGAUUCGAGAUGAUAAUAUGUUCUAA
This is a messenger RNA of Aspergillus aculeatinus CBS 121060, 390 nucleotides long. Its product is annotated as progesterone binding protein. Gene Ontology annotation, cellular component: endomembrane system; membrane. The coding region runs from base 1 to 390 and encodes 129 amino acids. The transcript has 3 exons. The record is from RefSeq and is a predicted model, not a curated record. Lineage: Eukaryota; Fungi; Ascomycota; Eurotiomycetes; Eurotiales; Aspergillaceae.